AUGGAAUUUGACUUCGACGCCGAGCCGAAAACUCCACCUCAACUACCACCGGCUCCGCCCAUUCGUACCGUAUCCAACAAUCCAAAAGUCACAUUUAAAGGACCACAAACAUGGAGAGAAUCGAUUGGGAUGUUCAUGAUUUUUGGAUUGGCAAUCGUUGUGGCCAUUUCGAGUCUGAUUCUACUGUGCUACGUCUGGAAGGACAAACAAGUCUACGAUCAUAUUGUUGAUUUUUUGGAUAAAACAAUUCAAAUUUCGAAAAUCGCCGAACGCCCAUUCCUUGGAAUCUACCAAUUGUCAGAAAAGGAACAUGAAGUGUUGGCGAAUGAAAGAACGUACAAAUGGUUCCUACGCGGAUAUCUUCUCUCCGAACUUGGCGUCUUCUUUUUCAUCUUUCUGGCCGGAUUCCUAUACUUCUGCUUUGAUGUGUUGGCAGGAAAAGCGAGAGUUGUGUUUUGGAUAAUCGUUGCAUCUGGAGUGAUCUACGCCGUCGUCCCCAUCCACAUCUUCACAUUCGUCCUUAUGCCAUACUCCAAUAUGCUUCCAAACGCAACCGAAAAAAUUCUGAAUCACGCGAUUCCGCAUAACGUUGGCGGGAUUCAGCAAAUGGAAAUGGGACUUGGGUGCACUUUUGAUCUGAAUCUAUACGCCGCCAAUAGAAGAAAAUUGAACCCUAAUAACACCUGUGACCCACAAAUCGAGUCCUCCUUCAUCCCAAUCUACAUGCUCAUCGCAAUCCUUGUAAUUCGCCUCACUCCAAUUGCUCUUGGGGUCCUGCUCGCCGCCAAGAAGACUCCACUUUCAGAAGGCAUUGCUCAGCUCAUCGAAAAAGUCCGAAGAAACGAGAAACGAAGGUUAUACGUUAAGAAGCAGCAACGAACCACAACCACUUUUGAUGGAGACCAUGUGAGCAAGAGUACCACUUUUGGUGUUGAUGGAACGCCACCGAGAAUUACGUCGACACCACUUCCGCCUGUUCCAUCACCAGCUCAAAUUGAUCAUAGCAUUAGCUAUAACAACGCUGCCUACUUCGCGACAUCUGGAGCUUUCAGCUCCAGAUCCAGCGAAAUUUCCAGAAUCGACGCUAAUGAAUUGUUCAAAAACCCCAUCAACCGUGCUCCAUCGGGCAGUCUUCAGUCGGAAGUUUAA
Molecule: messenger RNA, 1149 nt
Organism: Caenorhabditis briggsae
Lineage: Eukaryota; Metazoa; Nematoda; Chromadorea; Rhabditida; Rhabditidae
Exons: 9
Coding region: 1-1149 (382 amino acids)
Source: RefSeq, a predicted model, not a curated record